AUCUUUUCGUUAUCUAGUCGUUAUCUAGUCGUUGGGGCGAUGAUGGGGGACACGAGUGCCCUGGAUUGAGUGCAAGACACACGAGGAAGAAUCUCGAAGGGAGGAGGAAUGGGUUGCGGGCCGAGCACGGAGCAGGUCCCGCCGUAUUCCAACCAUGACAUGCGGCCUUACCCCAGAAGCCUGACCGGAGACACCGGCGGCGUGCCUCGACCCACGUCCAGCCGAGAGGCCGACGUGGACGAAGCCACCCUCAACGAAUACAUGGACCUCGAGAGCCAAAUCCAAGAAUGCGAGCGCGGCAGCCCCCUCAGCCAACUGGAGAUCAAGGCCCACCAGUGGCAGGCCCUCGCGAACGACGUCGCGCGGCUCGAGGAGGAAAUGGGCGCCGGCGGCCAAGAUCCUGAG
Molecule: messenger RNA, 405 nt
Organism: Darwinula stevensoni
Lineage: Eukaryota; Metazoa; Arthropoda; Ostracoda; Podocopida; Darwinulidae
Source: the annotation of a GenBank genome assembly